AUGGAAGAUGAAACAGAGACUUUCUUGACAAAGAACAAUGCAAUUUCAGGGUACUCGAUUCCUGAAGGAGUUGUUGAGUUGAAGAAUUUGAGGUCAUUUUUCACAUGGGUUUGUCUAGAUCAAUCCAAUCUAUGGAGAGCUUGUCUCUCAUGGUCAAUCUUCUUUCUUCUAACCAUUGGUGUUCCUCUUCUCUCCCACUUUAUCUUUUCUUGCUCAAGCUGUGAUUCAAAGCAUCGCAAGCCUUAUGAUGCAAUUGUCCAAUUGUCUCUCUCAGUUUUCGCCACGCUUUCAUUCAUCACUCUCUCUUCAUUUGCUCGUAAUUAUGGAUUUCGGAGAUUUAUGUUCCUCAAUGGAUUAUGUGAUGUGAGUGAGAAUGUUCGAAAAGGAUAUAAACAGCAGUUCCAUAGAUCAAUGAAGCUCCUGUCUGCUUUAGUCCUCCCCUGUUUUGUCACGGAUUGUGCCUACAAGAUAUGGUGGUUCGUCUCAGGAGGUGCCCAAAUUCCCUACUUUGGUAACAUCUAUGCGAGCAACACCAUUGCCUGCACAUUGCAGCUGUUUUCGUGGCUAUACCGGACUUCAAUUUUCUUCCUCGUGUGUGUUCUCUUCCGGCUCACAUGCUACCUGCAGAUACUUAGACUAGACGACUUUGCUCAGGCCUUUGAAAAAGAAUCUGAUGUGGGUUCAAUCUUGAUUGAACACCUCAAGAUUCGAAGAAAUCUUCGGAUCAUAAGCCAUAGAUUUCGAGUAUUUAUUCUAUUGACUAUAAUCUUUGUCACAGCAAGUCAGCUUGCUUCCCUGCUUGUUACAACCGAGUCUGGAGAUAUAAUCAAUAUUUUCAGAGCUGGAGAACUUGCAUUAUGUUCCAUCACAAUGGUGACCGGACUAUUCAUUUGUUUGCGUAGUGAAACGAAGAUCACACACAAAGCACAGUCUGUGACAUGCCUUGCAGCGAAAUGGCAUGUCUGCGCGACAAUCGACUCUUUCUACGAUUUGGACAAUGAGAGUCCAAGAGCUCAGGUUUCUCCAUCCGCCACAUAUCCUGUCAAUGGUAAUUGCCAUGAAUCUGAUAAUGAAGAAGGAGAUGGAGAUGACAUUCUGGAUAACACAAAUAUGGUGCCAAUUUAUGCAAAUGCUAUCUCAUACCAGAAAAGGCAAGCUCUAGUGACAUAUUUUAAGAACAAUAGAGCUGGGAUUACGGUGUUCGGAUUCAUGCUAGACAGGACAUGGCUCCAUACCAUUUUUGUGAUUCAGUUGUCUCUUACUCUUAAGUUUCUCAACAAGACGAACUUCUUUUUUUCUUUUGCCACUGUUGAUAGACAUGAUUGGCCAGAGAGCCAUCACUUAUUAGCUUUUCAAUGA
This is a messenger RNA of Cornus florida, 1359 nucleotides long. RefSeq lists its product as uncharacterized. NCBI's taxonomy places the organism in Eukaryota, Viridiplantae, Streptophyta, Magnoliopsida, Cornales, Cornaceae. The coding region runs from base 1 to 1359 and encodes 452 amino acids. The transcript is spliced from 5 exons. The record is from RefSeq and is a predicted model, not a curated record.